Molecule: messenger RNA, 1224 nt
Organism: Lemur catta (Ring-tailed lemur)
Lineage: Eukaryota; Metazoa; Chordata; Mammalia; Primates; Lemuridae
Gene: PTMA
Product: prothymosin alpha
Exons: 5
Coding region: 193-525 (110 amino acids)
Biological process (GO): positive regulation of transcription by RNA polymerase II; negative regulation of apoptotic process
Cellular component (GO): nucleus
Molecular function (GO): histone binding
Source: RefSeq, a predicted model, not a curated record
CGCGUGAGUCCCCCACUGGCUGCUGUGAAAAGCCAUCUUUGCAUUGUUCCCGGGUCCGGCUUCCUGUUCGCCGCAACCACCUCCGCCGCGCGUCUCCUCCGCCGCCGCGGACUCCGGCAGCUUUAUCGCCAGAGUCCCCGAACUCGCGCUUUCUUUUCCGUCCCCUGCAUCGGAUCACCGGCGUGCCCCACGAUGUCAGACGCAGCCGUGGACACCAGCUCCGAGAUCACCACCAAGGACUUAAAGGAGAAGAAGGAAGUUGUGGAGGAGGCAGAGAAUGGACGAGACGCCCCUGCUAAUGGGAACGCUAACGAGGAAAAUGGGGAGCAGGAGGCUGACAAUGAGGUAGAUGAAGAAGAGGAAGAAGGUGGGGAGGAAGAGGAGGAAGAGGAAGAAGGUGAUGGUGAGGAAGAGGAUGGAGAUGAAGAUGAGGAAGCUGAGGCUGCCACAGGCAAACGGGCAGCUGAAGAUGAUGAGGACGAUGAUGUUGAUACCAAGAAGCAGAAGACCGAUGAGGAUGAGUAGACAGCAAAAAAGGAAAAGUUAAACUUAAAAAAACAAAGGCCGCCGUGACCUAUUCACCCUCCACUUCCCGUCUCAGAAUCUAAACGUGGUCACCUUCGAGUAGAGAGGCUCGCCCGCCCACCGUGGGCUGUGCCACCCGCUGAUGACACGCGCUCUCCACCACCCAACCAAAACCACAAGAAUUUGCAACAGGGGAGGAAAAAAAGAACCAAAACUUCCAAGGCCCUGCUUUUUUUCUUAAAAGUACUUUAAAAAGGAAAUUUGUUUGUAUUUUUUAUUUACAUUUUAUAUUUUUGUACAUAUUGUUAGGGGUCAGCCAUUUUUAAUGAUCUCGGAUGACCAAACCAGCCUUUGGAGCGUUCUCUGUCCUACUUCUGACUUUACUUGUGGUGUGACCAUGUUCAUUAUAAUCUCAAAGGAGAAAAAAAACCUUGUAAAAAAAGCAAAAACAACAACAAAAAAACAAUCUUAUUCCGAGCAUUCCAGUAACUUUUUUUGUGUAUGUACUUAGCUGUACUAUAAGUAGUUGGUUUGUAUGAGAUGGUUAAAAAGGCCAAAGAUAAAAGGUUUCUUUUUUUUCCUUUUUUUGUCUAUGAAGUUGCUGUUUAUUUUUUUUUUUUUGGCCUGUUUGAUGUAUGUGUGAAACAAUGUUGUCCAACAAUAAACCGGAAUUUUAUUUUGCUGAGUUGUUCUAACAAA